AUGAGCGAAUAAGUAAUACAGAACAACUUUUAAGCUACAAAUGAAUUAUAAUAACAAAUAAAAGACUUUCUUUCACUGAAAAGAUAUACAUACAUAAAACAAGUUGGCUCAAAUUUUUAUUCGAAAGUAAUUUAUGCCUAUUCUUAAGUUUUAAAAGAAAAUUUUGCCAUUAAAAUUAUCAUAUAUUAACAUUUCGAAGAUGAGCAACUUAAAAAAAUAAAAAAUGAAAUUUAUAAAUAUUCUAAUUUGAUUGAUAAAAGUAAUUACAAUAUUUAAAUAUAUGAAUAAAUUGAAGAUCCAAAUUAAAAAUUCAUUGGAUUUGUUUAUGACUAUUUUGAUUGCAAUUUAGAGAGCAUUUUAGAUUCAAAUUAAUUUACAUUUGACUAGGUUGUAAAUUUAACGAAAUAGUUAUUAGAAUGUUUAAGUAUUUUUUAAGAAAAAAAUGCUAUUCAUUGCAAUAUAAAACCAUAAAAUAUUUUAUUCAAUAAAUCAGAAUGCAAAUUUGUGAUAGUUGAUUAUGGUGUUUCAUAUUUAUUAGAACAAAUAUUAUCCUAAAAAACCAAAAGCAUACUAGGAUCUAAUGCUGCUUAUUAAUCACCAGAAUUACUUGAUAAACAAGAACCCUUUGACAUAAAAUCGGAUGUGUUUUCUGUAGGACUAAUAAUAACUGAAGCUCUCUUAAAAAGGCGUCUGUAAGGAAGAGAACAUAUUAACUUAAAGCUUUACAGUUUAGAAAGAGGAAUGGAAGAAUAGUAGAAAAAAGAAAAUGAAUUGUUUUUACAAUAAAUCUUAUUCAAAAUGGUCAACCCAGAUCUAAAUAAAAGGCUUAUUCCAUCCUAACUCCUUGACUGUUUGAAAAUUUUUUAUUAUAAUUAGGAUUGCCUUAAAACUAUCAAUAUAUGUUCAAUAUAAUGUUUUUAAGUAAACAAAAUUGAGGAAAUGGUAUAUGCUAUUUAAUAUGAAAAAAUUGAGGUAAUUUUAAAAAAUAAAAAUAUAACUGCUGAGGGAGCCCAUCAACUUUAAUCCAAUUUAAUAAAAUGCCAAAAUUUAACUUUCUUGAUUCUCGAUCUUUAAACAAACGCUAUAGGCAUUGAAGGAGCAACUCAUAUAGGAUUUAGUUUGAAGUAAUUAAAGAAUUUAACUUCAUUGCAUCUUAAUUUAUCUGAAAAUUAUAUUUAAGUUCAAGGAAUAAAUGAAAUAGGAUUAGGAUUAUCUUGCUUACAUUAACUCUAAGAUUUGAAACUCAAUUUUUGUGAUAAUAAAAUUGGAGUGUAAGGGGCUUAAUGGUUUGCUAGCAGAUUACAUGACUUGAAAUUAAUAAAAAGUCUAGAUUUAAAUUUAGAUUCUAAUGAUAUUUAAUCAGUUGGAGUAUAGUAUAUUAUAUAAUCCCUCUAAAAAAAUACUAAAAUAGAAUCUUUAAGACUAAGCUUAUAUUAAAAUAACAUAUGUUAAAUAGGAGUUAAUAGUAUAGAGUAAUUUAUUUAAAAAUUAAAUAAAUUAGUUUACUUAAAUAUUAAUUUAUGUGAUAAUGAUAUUUAAGAUCCUGGUGCUAAUUCUAUCGGGAAUUGCUUAGAAAAAUUAAAAAACCUCAAAAGACUUUAUCUCAAUUUGAAUAAAAACAAUAUAAAAAAGCAAGGAGCCUCCAAUCUUUUUAAAGGUUUACAAUAAUGUGUUAAUAUUACAGAACUGAGUGUAGUAUUAAAAAAUAAUAAAGUCGGAAAAGAAGGAGCAGCUGAUCUUGUCUCUGCUUUAGGACAUCUAAAGAAUAUGUCUAUAUUGAAAUUAGACUUUUGCAAUAGUGAAUUCGACUAUGAUUCUUUUAAAAGAUUAGCUUAUUGCUUAUCUAAAUAAACUAAUCUCAAGCAGAUAAAUAUUGAUUUAAGAUAAAACGAGUUGAUUUAACAAGACAAACGGUAUUUCUAAUCUCAAAUUUAAAAAUUAAAAUUAGAAGAUCUUCUAUUAGAAAUAUGA
Messenger RNA from Tetrahymena thermophila SB210, 1971 nucleotides. RefSeq names its product Serine/Threonine kinase domain protein. The transcript has a single exon. Gene Ontology annotation, molecular function: ATP binding; small GTPase binding; protein kinase activity. Gene Ontology annotation, biological process: activation of GTPase activity; protein phosphorylation; nucleocytoplasmic transport. NCBI's taxonomy places the organism in Eukaryota, Ciliophora, Oligohymenophorea, Hymenostomatida, Tetrahymenidae. Gene Ontology annotation, cellular component: nucleus; perinuclear region of cytoplasm; cytosol. The record is from RefSeq and is a predicted model, not a curated record.